AUGCCUAAGGCCUUGCCGGUACUGCCCUAUAUACCAGCUGCCCCGAGCCCACGUCUCAACGCCGUAGCCAUCAUACUUGCCAUCAACCCAAUCACCUUCAUACCUCACACUCAUGUAAUAGUAAUAAACCCCACUGCUACUACAUUUCCCCUUAUGAAACUCGCCCUCAUAGACAUCCCCAUUGAUGUAUGCUUGAACAUAACACCCGGAAAUGACUUUCUUAUCCGCCUUCUGCCUCGAACCAAUCGACCAAAGCACCGGAAAAUGAGGCCGGCUCACCCGACCCUUGACAUUUAUCUUAAUCGGCAAGGACUUGGCAAGGAACAACCUAAUCGUGGGGAGCCUCAGGAUUGCUAUUGUGGCGGAGGCGGAGGUGGAGGUGGAGGCGGAGACGGCGGCGCAGGUGGCGGAGGUGGUGGUGGAAAUGGGUCAAGAAUUUCUGAGACCUAUUGUGGAAAAGACUGA
Molecule: messenger RNA, 465 nt
Organism: Salvia splendens (bonfire salvia)
Lineage: Eukaryota; Viridiplantae; Streptophyta; Magnoliopsida; Lamiales; Lamiaceae
Product: RNA-binding protein Raly-like
Exons: 1
Coding region: 1-465 (154 amino acids)
Source: RefSeq, a predicted model, not a curated record